This is a messenger RNA of Pogonomyrmex barbatus (red harvester ant), 1654 nucleotides long. RefSeq lists its product as uncharacterized. The record is from RefSeq and is a predicted model, not a curated record. Lineage: Eukaryota; Metazoa; Arthropoda; Insecta; Hymenoptera; Formicidae.
AUCAUCUCGUAUAAUUUGAUAGGAUAAUUGAGGCUAAGACUCUUAAAUAUGGUCAGAAUACCGGUACCGUUUUAUUUGAAAGAAAUGAUUAUGGAAAGCAAUGCUGGACAAACGAGGAAUUUACUAUUCUUACUAGCCGGAGGAUGUUUCAGGAUAUUCUGCCGCACGUGAAUGUCAUCGAUCCCCAGAACGAUCAGUACAUAGCGCACCUCAUGGACUAUUUUCACAUAUGCCUCGAGAGCGUGCGGAGAUUGACCGUGGGCAAAACGAAGCAUUUGAUGUUGAAAGCUUUGGCGGAUACUCUGGGCGGUUACUUGCAGGUCUACAUUCUGCCCCUCACAAAGCACUCAUAUUACGCGGGUAACAUCAAGUAUCGUAACGCGAAGAUGUUGUUUGAACUCUUCGACGAGCUGAAAGUUUUUCUUCGGACCAACGGUGCUGGCUGGUCAAAACCCAGCCGGGACUUCGCAAAUAUCAGGAUCCCUCCCAUUGUAAUUACACCACCGAAAACAUCAGUCGCCUGUAAUGGAUUUAUCACGUAUCCGAAGCGCUACAACAACGAAGCUACGAGCGAAGUUGUAAUACCCCUCCCAUUCCUCGAUAAUGAAGUAGAACCUAACAGCAUCGCGCUGCCCUUCAAAACCGACAGCCUGCAAUCAUUGUAUUCGGAAAAAUCGGCUUUCGCGCUCGUGAAGUACUACAUCGCCAGCGUGAAAUGCAUUGCCUCACGACCCAAUGCGAAAACGCGGCUGCGAAGGUUCAAUAAAGACUUUUACACCUGGUUGCAACAAUCUGUGCGUGGACACUUGGACGACGAGAAGUGGUAUCCGGCCUUUGGUGGUGUUCUCCGAGUACUGGCUACCCUGCGAGAAUCGAAUAUUGGUGGUAAUAUUAUGAAGAGCAAGCAAGCAAGUGGCACUUACGAAGUUAUGCCUUAUAAAGUAGAUACGGAACGUGCGAGUCAGACAAAUGAGAAUGCGCCGCCACUUUAUAAAAGCAAGGGAGAAAGUAACAGUACAAUGACACUUAGCGCCACCGAGCUAGUGAUUAUAGCACUGGUAGCUGUAUUGGUGUUAUGGUUAUUGGUGGGUUUGAGUUUAGUGUGCUAUAGAUUCCUCACUAAAUCUCCCGAGGGCUGCACACCCUGCGAGUCAAAGACACCUCCAUUUGCGGUUCUAUAUGAAAACGCGGAUUAUUGUCAGCAGGAUAUAUGCUCCUCGAAAACAUGUCGUAAGGGUAUGAUUGAAAAAUUGAAGGAAUGGUGGAAAGAUAGGUUUGGAAAAUGCCCAGGGGGAUGCCAGGACCAUGCGGACGAGGAACGUUGCUUAGCCGCGAUCAGUUACAGCAGCAAAAGCACUGUCAGUGAUAGCAGCAGGAUUUAUUCUAGGCGAAAGAAACAAACCAAAUCUACCUCCGCCCCGCAAUUGGGAACAUCCAGGGGUCGUACGGCUUUCAAACAUAGCGUUUGCUAUAGUUCCGAAGGAUCGACUACCUAUUCCGACAGCCCAGCCAAGCUAAGAUAAUAAUUGGACAAUAAAUAUUUGAUUUCGAGAUGUCGCAUGGGAAUAUGAUAUGUGGAAGGAUUGUAUUUUAAGAUGUACCAUUUAUUUUAACCUUAGGAUAUUUCUAUCAAUAAAAAGAAAAAUUUAAUAGA